AUGAGUGCUGAACAAGACGUUGAUACUGCUACUUUGGAACAACUCCGUGACAUCUUGAUCAACAAAUCUGGAAAUGUUAAACUUGCAAACAGAUUUAGAGCUCUAUUCAACUUGAAAUGUAUAGGUUCAGAAAUUGAUGCCGAUAAGGAAAGAGCUGAUACUGCUGUUCAAUAUAUUGGUGAAUGUUUCAAAGAUAGCUCAGAAUUAUUGAAACAUGAAGUUGCCUAUGUUUUAGGUCAAACCAAAAAUUUAUCCUCUGCUCCAAUAUUGAGAAAUGUUUUAGAAGAUGAACAAGGUCAACAAGUUAUGGUUAGACAUGAAGCUGCCGAAGCUUUAGGUGCUUUAGGUGAUAAAGACUCUUUAGCUCUAUUAGAAUCAUACUUCAAGAAUGAUCCACUAAUUGAAAUUAGACAAACUUGUGAAUUAGCCAUUGAAAGAAUUCAUUGGGAAAAUUCCGAAAAGGCCAAAACUGAAAGAUUACAAGACAGUUUGUACUCAUCAAUCGAUCCAGCACCACCAUUAGAUUUAAACACUGAAUAUAAAAUUGAAAAACUACAAAAAAUUUUGAAUGAUCAGGCCACUCCAUUAUUCGAACGUUAUAGAGCCAUGUUCAGAUUAAGAGAUAUAGGAACUGAUGAAGCUUGUUUGGCUUUAGCUUCAGGUUUUGCUGAUGAAUCUGCUUUAUUCAAGCAUGAAAUUGCUUAUGUUUUUGGUCAAAUAUGUAACCCAGUUACUGUCCCAUCAUUAAUUAAUGUCUUGAAAGACACCACUGAAGCCCCAAUGGUUAGACACGAAGCUGCUGAAGCUUUAGGUUCUAUUGCAACUGAUGAAGUUUUACCAAUUUUGAAAGACUUUGCUAAAGAUAGUGAUGAAGUUGUUAGAGAUUCAGCUAUUGUUGCUUUAGAUAUGUAUGAAUAUGAAAACUCUGGUGAAUUGGAAUAUGCCACUGCUGCUUAA
Molecule: messenger RNA, 957 nt
Organism: Hansenula anomala
Lineage: Eukaryota; Fungi; Ascomycota; Saccharomycetes; Phaffomycetales; Wickerhamomycetaceae
Gene: LIA1
Product: deoxyhypusine monooxygenase
Exons: 1
Coding region: 1-957 (318 amino acids)
Biological process (GO): peptidyl-hypusine biosynthetic process
Molecular function (GO): deoxyhypusine monooxygenase activity
Source: RefSeq, a predicted model, not a curated record